This is a messenger RNA of Melanotaenia boesemani (Boeseman's rainbowfish), 2019 nucleotides long. RefSeq names its product protein L-Myc-1b-like. Gene Ontology annotation, molecular function: DNA-binding transcription factor activity, RNA polymerase II-specific; protein dimerization activity; RNA polymerase II cis-regulatory region sequence-specific DNA binding. The transcript is spliced from 3 exons. Gene Ontology annotation, biological process: regulation of transcription by RNA polymerase II. NCBI's taxonomy places the organism in Eukaryota, Metazoa, Chordata, Actinopteri, Atheriniformes, Melanotaeniidae. The record is from RefSeq and is a predicted model, not a curated record. Bases 311 to 1396 code for a protein of 361 amino acids.
CGCACUGUGUGGCUCCUCGUUGUGGGGCGGUACUGGCGUCUGCGCCCCGGUAGCUUUUUAUUUAUUUAUCUUUUUUUUCCUUCCAUUAAACCAAAACAAAAGUACAGACUGCGCCUGUUCGCUUAUAUCCAGUAACAGGGACAGUUUUUAUUCGUCUCCUCACCGUAAACAGUAGACUGUUGUUGCCUCUGGAGGUGCCAGUGGGAUUUCUAUUAUCCUGAAUUUCGCAUUGGGAAUCGUCAGAAAGCCGGACCUUAUUUGGAGCCCUCUGGAGUCAUUUAUCAUUUCUGGGAAUAAACCUGUGGAUUUUAUGAGCCUAAACAUGGAGUUCGAUUGUUACCAGCACUAUUUUUUCGACGAUUUCGACACCGAGGAGGAUUUUUACAAAUCAACUGCACCAAGCGAGGACAUAUGGAAAAAGUUCGAGCUGCUGCCCACCCCUCCCAUGUCUCCCACCCGGACUCUGAGCGGUGCCGCUCCGCACCUAUCGCCAGGAGACAAGCUCAGCUGGCUGACCAAAGUGCUGGGUCAAGACGAGGACUGUGAGGGGCAGGUCAUCCCCGACAGGGGCGAAUUAUUCGGAAACCUCAGCGCGCACAUAAUCCAGGACUGCAUGUGGAGUAGUUUCUCUGCCAGCAAGCAGCUGGAGACGGUCAGCGGGAAAGGGUCCCCGGCGGCUCAGAUCUCAGUUCGGCCGAGCAAAGCGCAGUGCGCAUCGCCGGGUGGACUCGUCUCCGCGGCAACAGACUGCGUCGACCCUGCCGCCGUCCUCACCUUCCCAACAAGCAGCUGCAGAAAGCCUGCGUCGUCUGGCUCGGAGUCUCGCUCUGAUUCAUCUGAUGAUGAAGAGGAAAUUGAUGUAGUCACUGUGGAGAGUAAGCAGAACCGGAUGCGACUGGUCCGAAAACCAGUAACCAUCUCAGUCCGGGCUGAUCCCUGCCCCAAACGCUUCCACAUGUCUGUCCACAGGCAGCAGCACAACUAUGCAGCUCCAUCCCCAGACAGCGACCAAGAACCUGAGGAAGAUGAAGACGAUGACUCUGAGGAAGAGCCUCAGAGCAAGCGCACCUGCACAGCAUCCCACCAGCAGCUAAAUUCUCAAUCCUUUUCGGAUUCUCCCCUGAACUCAGACACAGAAGACACAGACCGCAGGCGGAACCACAACUUCCUGGAGAGGAAGAGGAGGAAUGACCUGCGAUCUCGUUUUCUCGCCUUACGGGAUGAGAUCCCAGGCCUGGAAUCUGCUAAGACUCCAAAGGUGGUCAUCUUGACCCAGGCAACAGAGUACCUUGUGGAGCUGCACACCAGAGAAAAACAGCAGCUGCAGGAGAAGAAGCGCCUCAAAUCCAGACAACAGCAGCUUCUCCGCAGAUUAACCGAACUCAAGCGUUCUUGAAACUCAAGUGUGCAUGUAAAAAAACUGCCUAACUAACAGUCAAGAACUUAAGUCAAAUUAUCCGUCACUUUGAAAAACUAUCAUAGUAUACUAUAAUAGUAUAUGCCUCAAUGUAAAUAGUUGUGAAUGGCUGGGCUUUUCUGUGAAUCAGCUGUGUUCCCCUGUGAACCUACUGUGGGAAGGUGCAGUUGUAUUAUUGUGCUGUUUAAUUUUUCCUUUGCACAUUUUUUUUUUAUUUUUAGAGCUAAAACAAAUAUAUUUCCUGGUGUGCUCUAAUGUGAAAUUAUGCAUAAAACCUUCACUGGUCCACUAGUGAAGUUUUCCAGAUUUGUUUAAGGACUCGAUGUAUACAUUUUUUAUGUAAAUAAUAGCUUAUUGCUCCUGGUGAAGGAGACGGAACAGAGUUGUGAGAACUGAGACUUUGCUCAACUGUGCCACAAAUUUUUUUUGUUGUUUUUUUUUUUUUUUAAAUGGGGGAAAAAUGACAAAAAAAAGGACAAAAGUAGCACUACUGUACUUUAUACUCACACGCCACUUUGUGAUUUCAAUACUUUCUGGAUUUCUUGUUUGUGUUUUUAAAGCAUGCUAAUCUCAACAGCAUCAUUAAAUUUUUAUACCAGUUU